Molecule: messenger RNA, 579 nt
Organism: Enterobius vermicularis (human pinworm)
Lineage: Eukaryota; Metazoa; Nematoda; Chromadorea; Rhabditida; Oxyuridae
Source: the annotation of a GenBank genome assembly
AUGGGUAUUGAUAUAUGUCACAAGAAUGAUAGGAAGGUUCGUCGUACUGCGCCGAGAAGUGAAGAUCCGUACUUGCGAGUGCUUGUGAAGCUGUAUAAGUACCUUGCGCGCCGUACUGGAAAGAAGUUCAAUAGAAUCGUCUUGAAACGUUUAUUUAUGGCAAAACGUCAUCGUCCGCCAAUGUCGAUUGCCAGGCUCAUAAGAAACCUUAAAAGGGGUGACAAUCUGAAGAAGAUCGCUGUAGUCGUUGGAACGAUCACUGAUGACCAUCGAAUUUAUAAAAUACCAAAAUUAACCGUAUGUUCAUGGGUAGCAGCUCUUCGAGUUACUGAAAAGGCACGAGCACGUAUACUAAAAGCAGGUGGCAGAAUAUACACAUUCGACGAACUUGCACUGAAAGCCCCGAAAGGUGAAAAUACGUUGCUGAUUCAGGGACCACGCAAAGGCAGACUAGCGGAGCGUCACUUCGGACUUGCUCCGGGUGUGCCUCACAGUCAUACUAAGCCUCUUGUCCGUUCGAAGGGACGGAAAUUUGAAAGGGCUCGUGGGCGCAGGAAGUCACGCGGGUACAAGAACUAA